Messenger RNA from Bathycoccus prasinos, 2097 nucleotides. Its product is annotated as OPT family oligopeptide transporter. The transcript has a single exon. Gene Ontology annotation, molecular function: oligopeptide transmembrane transporter activity. The coding region runs from base 1 to 2097 and encodes 698 amino acids. Gene Ontology annotation, cellular component: membrane. The record is from RefSeq and is a predicted model, not a curated record. NCBI's taxonomy places the organism in Eukaryota, Viridiplantae, Chlorophyta, Mamiellophyceae, Mamiellales, Bathycoccaceae.
AUGUAUCAUCAUCAAAAUCAUCAUCACGCACCCACACCAACAUUAGUAACUGCUUCAGGAACAACAUUGAAAUCAUCGAAUAAGGCAUUAACGGUGCGAGCAAUCAUCUCCGGCGCGAUGGUAGGGAUAAUCAUCGCCUCCAUGAACGUUUCGUUCGGGUUAAAAACGGGGUGGUCGCAAGCAGGGUCGGUUUUAGCGGCGUGCAUAUCCAUCGGUUUGUUUGCCUUGAUUAAACCAAAACUUGCAUUUUCCAUGGAGGAAGCGAAUGUGGCGCAGACGGUCGCCUCGGCGGCGGGGUCGAUGACCAUGUCCGCGGGGUUGAUUGGACCUAUGCCUGCGUUGGCGUUACUCGGGUAUGAAUUUUCGUAUUUAGGCCUGGCGAGUUGGUCGAUAUCGGUGGCGUAUUUAGGCGUGUUUCUCGCGGUGCCGCUGAGAGACCAUUUUUUGGUGCAACAUCGCUUAAAGUUUCCCAGCGGGACGGCGACUGCGGAGUGCAUACGCGCCGCGUUCGCGUUGCCCAGUGGUAACAGUAGUAGUAAUAGUAGUAGUUUGAACGUGGAAAUGGGGGAAAAAGGUGGUGGUAACGGUAACAGUUCUUCCACGAAAACAACGGCGGACGAAGAACAUUUUCAUCAUCAACAACAACAACCAGAAGAUCGCGCGAGGAAACAGUUUAAAUCACUUCUCUGCGCCGCGCUCAUCUCGUUCGCGACGGCGAUGGUUGCGUGGAAGUUCCCGAGGUUUUUAAAGCCACCAAUACUAGUGUUCUUAGGUUUGCACGAGUUAGCGAGACGUGGAUUCGGGAUUCGAUUAGAUUUUGCCUUGGUCGGCGGAGGGAUGUUGAUGGGCGAGAAAGUAGGGUACUCGGUUUUAGCCGGAGCGAUUAUCGCGUGGGGGAUGAUUGGUCCUCUCGCGGAAUCCAAGGGGUGGGUUUCCGAUACCGAAAACGUAUUUAACAUGAAAAAUGGAGCGAGAGGGUUGUUGUUAUGGCCCGGGGUGACGUUUAUGGCGGUUGAUUCGUUUUCGCAGCUGUUUAAAGCGAUGGUGAUUGCUAAAUUUGCCGCCUCAAACGAUAGUAGUACAAUAACAACAACAACUACUACUACUACCACUAGUAGUAACGAGUUGCAGCAUCGCUCGGAUAAUAUUAAACACGACUCUGAAGAAGUCGACAACGACGCGACACUUUCGGCGACGCCGUUUUCUAUCGAAGAAAACGUUCCGCGGAAUUGGUGGAUAACCGGUUUACUCUUCGCCGUGUUCAGUUCCAUGGUUUCGCAAAGAAUUCUUUUCGGUUUGAAAUUAACGACUUCCAUCAUGUCUAUUCCAGUUGGUUUGUUCAUGACAUACAUUGCGAUCCGAUGCGCCGGAGAAACCGAUAUAAAUCCAAUCGGGCCUAUGGGUAAAAUCAUCCAACUCAUCUUUGCGUUUCUCGAUCCCGGACAAUUGAUUGCGAACUUGGUCACGGCUGCGGUGGCGUGCGGAGGUGCCGGACAAGCGGGAGAUUUAAUGCACGAUUUCAAAUGUGGAUCCAUUUUGCGUUUGCCACCUCGCACGCAGUUGAUCGCGCAAAUGUUAGGCGUCCCGUUUGGUGUACUCGGCGCCGUGCCUUCUUUCUUGUUGUUCUUGCGAACGUACGAAUUAGGCGGCGACGAAUACCCGGCGCCUUCGGCGUUCGCGUGGAAAGCAGUCGCGGAAGUAUUGACUGGAUCGAGCGAAGAUGGGAGUAAUGCCGUUGGUGUGCCACACCAAGCGGUCAUUUUGAGCGUCUUAGCAGCCUUGUUUGCCGUUCUCGUAAGAACUUUGGAGUUCAAAAUGCAAUACAAAGGUACGGCGCGCGCGAGACUUUUGGCGGAAAAGAUCGUCCCGAGUCCGAUGGCGCUGGGAAUCGCAUUCAUCAUUCCUCCGGAGUUUUCCGUGAUGGUUUUUUUCGGUGCGUUCUUAUCCGGGUCGUGGAGACGAAGAAACAAAGACUCGUUCGAGAGUUUAUCGCAGUUGGUAGCCGCCGGUUUUUUGGCGGGUUCGGGAAUCGCGGGGGUUUUCGCCGCCGGAGUUACAAUCGCGUUCAUGAAAUCAACUCUCACUCGAAUGGAGUAG